AUGGAAGUAAAUCAAGUGCUUGAGCUAUACCCAGAAUAUUCUAUCUCAGUGACAUUGUUUGAUAAUGUUUCCAACAUGUCAGAACUCAGAGAAAUGCUCGUUAAGGGAAAACUGGAAGCAGCAUUAGUCAAUGCUACCAUGGUAUGCUAGUCAAACAUAGUUUCACUUUAAUACUUUUUGAUUGUGCAAACACCACAUACAUUUAUUACUGCAAAGCUUUCAAUCCAUAAGCCUGAAUCGUCAUCAGUGCUAAUCAUAUGACAUAUUAUUAGCACUGAUGAAGAUCUGGGGAUCCGGGCUUAUGGAUCGAAAGCUUUGCAGUAAUAAAUUUACCUAGUGUUUCCACAAACAAAAAGUAGUAUAUGUUUUAUCGGCAUGCAAUCCUACAAAGAAUUUAGUUUCACUUUGCUUUGUAAGGCAUUGAGUCAUGUCACUACCAUUACAUAUAUAUUAAAAAGUUAUGUCUAUUACUGAACAUAUAUAUUAAAAACUGAAAAUUCCUAUUUCUAAAGGUUCCAGAUAUAUUCGCUGUGUUUCUGGCAGCCAACAAGGCUGUACAUCUCAGUGAAAGUAGCAAGACAAAAACAAGAAAUGUUUACUCAGAAAUUCUCUUCAAUCUGUCACCUUCAAACAAU
Messenger RNA from Paramuricea clavata, 635 nucleotides. NCBI's taxonomy places the organism in Eukaryota, Metazoa, Cnidaria, Anthozoa, Malacalcyonacea, Plexauridae. The record is from the annotation of a GenBank genome assembly.